AUGUCGCUGUCAGGUGUCAAGGUCUUUGUGAUGAUCUACAAGGAGGUAGAGCUGGCAUUGGGGAUAAAUAGUUUUUAUAGCAAGCAGCGUUUAGUCGAAAAAUGCCAGGAAAAUAUUAAAGUAUUAAGACAUCCAGAUCACGCGAGAGUCGGUGUCCUUUUGUGGGCGCAUCACGAAAAGAUCGUAGUUGUUGACCAAAGUAUUGCUUUUCUCGGUGGUAUCGAUUUGUGCUAUGGACGAUGGGAUAAUCAUGAGCAUAGACUGACGGACAUAGGUUCCACGCAUUUAUCUUCCAUUUACAUACCUUCAAAGGGAAAAGUAGUUAGCACUAGUAGCAAACGUGGUACAAGGACUGGGGCAAACCAUGUACUUCUGCCCUUAGCAAUAGCUACAAACACUGUUGCAAUGGCAACUACCAAAUGCAUUCCAAUACUGCCAAUGGUUUGUAAAACUAAAAAAAAGCCUCAAACACCCACAAUAGAUAUCAAUGAUCCAAUGAUCAUGAAUCCACCAGAGGGUCUAGAAAAUUUGAAAUGUAAUACUCCAGAUUCUCACAGGAAAAAUUUAUUUGACAUGGCAAUGAACACAGUGGACAAAGUUAAACAGAAUGUUAAAUUGAAAAAGAGGGAGUGGAUCAAUAUGGUGUACAACCCACAUGAAGCAAGUAGUGACGAAGAGGACACCGUAGAUAACGCAAAAGCCUUGGCAGCGAUAGAAGUCGAGGAGAGUUUAUACCCCAGCUUGGAAGACUCUGACCAAGUUGACGAGGUGCCGAGCGCUGGGGCGAAACUCUGGCUGGGCAAGGACUACGUGAACUUUAUCGUCCAGGACUUCAACAACCUGGAAAGUCCAUACCAGGAUCUGGUCGACCGCAGUACCACCCCAAGAAUGCCGUGGCAUGACGUCGGCGUCAUGGUCCAGGGUGCGAGCGCUCGCGACGUAGCGAGACACUUUAUCCAAAGGUGGAACGCCAUCAAGACCGAGAAAGCCAAGUUAAACGCCACCUAUCCGUUUCUGUUGCCCAAAUCUUACAAGGACUGCGAAAAUUUUGUGCCUCGAUUCGAGAUUGGGGCCAUGAAAAGUGUCAAGUGCCAAGUGUUGAGAUCCGUGAGCUCUUGGUCGGCUGGAUUUUUGGAGCCUGAUACUGUCGAGCAGAGCAUACACGAAGCUUACAUUCAUGCCAUCACCAAAGCUGAGAGGUUUAUCUACAUAGAGAAUCAAUUUUUCAUCACUCUCUCAACUUUGGAUGGUUCAAUUGUUAAAAAUCGAAUUGGUGAGACAUUGUUAAAAAGGAUUUUAAGGGCGCAUCGAGAGGGCACGGUGUUUAGAGUUUUCGUUAUCAUGCCUCUGCUUCCGGGUUUUGAGGGUGAAGUCGGUGGACCAACAGGCGCGGCUCUACGAGCCAUAACGCAUUGGAAUUACGCCUCCAUAUCGAGAGGAAGACAUUCGAUUUACAAUCAGCUGAUGGAAGCGGGUAUCGAUGAUCCUAGUGAAUACAUAACAUUCCAUGGCUUGAGAGCGCAUUCGAUGCUCAAUGGGACGAUGGUUACCGAAUUAAUUUACGUACAUAGCAAACUGAUGAUUGUUGAUGAUAAAACUGUGAUAUGCGGCUCUGCCAACAUCAACGAUAGAAGUAUGAUUGCCACAAGAGAUAGUGAAAUAGCUGUUAUAAUUCACGACACAGAAUUCUACGAAAGUAGACAAAACGGUAUGUCUUUCGAUUCGGGAAAAUUUGCAGGGUCUCUUAGGAAGCAUUUGUUCCGCGAGCACUUGGGCCUUUUGUGGUCUAACGAAGAUAUUAGCGUUAAAGACAUCGUGAGGAAAUCGUUUUACCACGAUAUUUGGCGAGAGAGAAGCAAAGUGAAUACAGUAAUUUUUGAGGAUGUAUUUAAUUGCAUCCCGACAAAUAAAGUAGUUAAUUUCCAAAUGUUGAAGCAAUAUCAAAACGAAACUCCUCUGUGUUCCACUAAUCCAAGUCUUGCUCAAAAGAUGAUUAAAAACGUUCAGGGUCAUCUGGUCGAUUUUCCACUAAACUUUCUCUGUAAUGAAUCGCUCAAGCCAGCUGCCAACACCGUUGAAGGAAUCAUGCCAACUUCCCUGUGGACUUGAAUCAGUAUUUUUGUUAUGCGCUUUAUAUAUUUAUUUUAGAGAAUGUGUUUUUAAUGUAUUACAUGUAGAUAGUAAAAUUUACAGUUAUAUUUUUAUAAUGAAACUUUUCUUGUAAAAGAUCUAGCCACUAUGCAUAAGGUAGCUAACUUUCCACAUAAUUGUUUAUUUUUUAGACAAUCGACACGUAUAAAAUAAUUUAAAAAUUAUAUCUCCUAAAUUUCAAGUUUCGCAAGAAGAAAAAGCUCGCGAUUUUUUUUGGUGCUCUUUUUUACUCCACCAACCAUAAUUUCUGAUGCCUUAUUCUUGUCCCGUUGCGUAUAUCGCUCACCACUGUCGAGAGCUUCGGUUUCAGUUAACUGUUUUACCUGGAAAUAUUCUCUUGCACACUUGCAGAACAGCUUGAUUGCUCAUCUGUCUGCACUUAUACAUCUAUUUGAAUAUUUUACCGCUCACUAGAAGCACUUGCCUUUACUAUUUGUGCAAGAAAGAUGUAAAGUGCCAAAAAUUGAUGGGCGUCUUAUAAUUCAAGGACAGCGUGUGAGCUUUUAACAUAACGAUCGAUCAAGUGGGGGUGUGCAAAUGUGUUUUGUCAAGCAAGGGGAUUUUUUUCGUUACCCGCUACGGGAUGAUUUGAUGCGUACGUGCAAUAAUGAUCCAACUACAGUUACCGAUAAUUAUUCAAGAUUAUCGAUAAUAUUUUGGGAUUGUUGCAGAUAAUUCAAAAUUUUUGAAAAGUUAUCGCUUAUUAUUUUAAUUAAAAAAUUCUUUUAUUUACCACUAACGUAUGCAUUUUAUUUACACAUUGCAUUUAACUAACGCUUUUGACAACUUUUGUAUUUUUUGAUUUUACGUUGUAUGAUUAUUUAAAAAUGCUCACAACAAUCUUAUAAAAA
This is a messenger RNA of Copidosoma floridanum, 3002 nucleotides long. RefSeq names its product Phospholipase D (gene Pld). Lineage: Eukaryota; Metazoa; Arthropoda; Insecta; Hymenoptera; Encyrtidae. Gene Ontology annotation, cellular component: intracellular membrane-bounded organelle. The record is from RefSeq and is a predicted model, not a curated record. Gene Ontology annotation, biological process: regulation of vesicle-mediated transport; phosphatidic acid biosynthetic process; intracellular signal transduction. Gene Ontology annotation, molecular function: phosphatidylinositol binding; D-type glycerophospholipase activity.